This is a messenger RNA of Diachasmimorpha longicaudata, 760 nucleotides long. It is a transcript of the gene COX5A, whose product is annotated as cytochrome c oxidase subunit 5A, mitochondrial. The transcript is spliced from 2 exons. Bases 110 to 565 code for a protein of 151 amino acids. The record is from RefSeq and is a predicted model, not a curated record. Gene Ontology annotation, cellular component: mitochondrial inner membrane. Lineage: Eukaryota; Metazoa; Arthropoda; Insecta; Hymenoptera; Braconidae. Gene Ontology annotation, biological process: mitochondrial electron transport, cytochrome c to oxygen.
UUCCCUUUUCGCUAUUCGUUUACGCAAUAGCUGACUGGUGAUCGGGGUAAUCGUGAAUUCACUGUUCUUAAAUUUUCAUCUGUAAAUUCAAUAGAAAAAAAUCAGCAAUAUGCUGAGAUUUGUGGCUGGACGUGCGAUUAAUGCGGCUCGAGGAAUGGUGAUCCCCAGGGCAACUGCUGUUGGGAUACAGUCAACAAGAUCAUCACAUGGAGUUCAGGAGACUGACGAGGAGUUCGAUGCAAGAUAUGAGGCCUUCUUCAAUCGCCCUGACAUCGAUCACUGGGAAAUCCGCAAAGCCAUGAAUGAUCUUGCUGGUAUGGAUCUUGUGCCAGAGCCAAAAAUCGUCAUAGCUGCUCUAAAAGCGUGCCGAAGACUCAAUGACUUUGCCCUCGCAAUCAGAUUUCUGGAGACCGUGAAAUUCAAAGGUGGCACCGAAGCCCAUCUCACUUGGCCCUAUAUCGUACAGGAAAUUCGUCCAACCCUUGACGAGCUAGGAAUCAACACACCAGAAGAGCUUGGCUACGAUAAACCGGAAUUGGCACUCAAACCGGUCUAUGAUUACUAGAUUCAAUAUGUUCAAAUGAAGAGGAAAGCUAGUCUUAAUGUCCUAGGGGUCUGUUCGAUUUUCGCGAUCAUUUUCAAUAAUGGAAUGAAAGGAAAUGCCCAAAAUAAUGAACAUAAAACGAUAAACGUGUGUACAUUUUUCCCUUGUUGAAACAAUUUAUUAUUAAUGAAUAAAAGAGGAGAUUGAGACAUUGAA